AGACAAGCUAGUCUUCCUCCGCUACUGCUAACUAAACCGCGGAACUGCAGCGACGAUGCGAUCCUUUGCGCGUCAUUUAUUAUAAGUUGUGAUACUGGGUCAAUACGAGAGCUUUGCUUAUCGGUCACUCCUUUGAGCAGCUAAUCGAUAGCAGCUAACAUAGCUAUCGAGAAUUGUGACAAGUUGCUAGUUAAGUCCGUGUUAGCUAGUUGCGUCGUUUGACAGCUAACUGCUAACCAGCUAAUCUUAGUCGUAUUCGACAUCAAUUUAAAACCAAAGCCCGCAAACAUCGAAAAGUUGAAGCUCGGUUGUCUCCUCUGACCUGCUACGGGACUCGUUAGCUUGGUUCAAGUGUGUCAGACGGGCAAAGAUUCAUGACACUAUUCGGCGGAUGUUUUAAAUGUUGCACUUGAGUUAAUGCCAAAUUAAAGCUGUUUCGCUGACGUUCAGGUUGAGUUAAAGAAGCUUUCAGUAGGUCUGCCCGUGACGCCUUUGUGCUGAUAAACUGGUUAAUCCAGACACGAACGGAACGGCACCAGGAUAAGAUCCGCGCUUCCACUCAACCUUGGAUUUAAAUGUCAGAAAAGAGUUCAUCGUCCAGUUCGGAUGAGGAUGUGGACCCGGAAUCUGCGCAGCCUGUGGAGCUGGGAGGCGUCCUGAGCAAGUGGACAAAUUACAUACACGGGUGGCAGGACCGAUGGGUCGUGUUGAAAAACAAUACUUUGAGCUACUACAAGUCGGAGGAUGAACGGGAGUACGGCUGCAGGGGGUCCCUGUGCCUCAGCAAGGCUGUCAUCACGCCCCAUGAGUUUGACGAGUGUCGUUUUGACAUCAGCGUGAACGACAGCGUUUGGUACCUCAGAGCUGAAGAUCCUGAGCACAGGCUGCAGUGGAUUGAGUCAAUCGAGUUGCACAAGGCCGAGUCUGGUUAUGGUUCAGAAACAAGUCUGAGGCGUCAUGGAUCCAUGUUGUCUCUCACCUCAGCAGCAAGUGCCUUGUCUGCCACGUCGACAUCCUCCUUCAAGAAGGGCCACCGGUUACGUGAGAAGCUAGCAGAAAUGGAAACUUUCCGGGACAUUCUCUGCAGACAAGUGGACACCCUGCAGAAAUAUUUUGACUCCUGUGCUGAUGCUGUCUCUAAAGAUGAGUUUCAGAGAGACCGAGUACUGGAGGAGGAUGAAGACGACUUUCUUGCCACUGCAAAGGCUGAUGGUGAAGUUAACCACAACAACAAUGGCAGCAAAGAAAAACUGUUUUCUCCUGCCAGUCCCAAAGGUAUCAACGGGAUUGACUUUAAGGGUGAGGCCAUCACCUUCAAGGCCACUACAGCAGGCAUCCUCUCUACCUUGUCCCACUGCAUUGAACUGAUGGUCAAACGGGAGGAGAGCUGGCAGAAGAGACUGGACAAGGAGUUGGAAAAGAGGAGGAGGAUAGAAGAUGCCUACAAAUCUGCUAUGCAUGAACUGAAGAAGAAGUCCCACUACGGAGGCCCAGACUAUGAGGAAGGGCCCAACAGUUUAAUCAAUGAAGAAGAGUUCUUUGAUGCAGUGGAAGCUGCACUGGACAGACAAGACAAGAUAGAAGAGCAGAGCCAGUCGGAGAAGGUCCGAAUACCUCGACUAACUCCAGUUCCACCUGGAGACAGCUACUCCACCAUCGGCACUCAUCGAUGUGCCAACAAGCCCUGUAGCCAUUCUUCCUCCUUGUCCUCCGUUGAGCUAGUCAGUGCUUCAGAUGACAUUCACAGAUUCAGCGCUCAGGUGGAGGAAAUGGUGCAGAGUCAUAUGACUUACUCUCUUCAGGAUGUGGGAGGAGAUGCCAACUGGCAGCUGGUCAUAGAAGAAGGAGAGAUGAAGGUGUACAGGAGAGAAGUGGAGGAGAACGGCAUUGUGCUGGAUCCUCUAAAAGCCACGCAUGUUGUCAAAGGGGUGACGGGACAUGAGGUCUGCCACUACUUUUGGGACACCAGCGUACGCAUGGACUGGGAGACUACGAUUGAAAAUUUCAACGUCGUGGAAACGCUUUCUGAUAACGCAAUCAUCGUUUACCAGACGCACAAGAGAGUGUGGCCGGCCUCUCAGAGGGACGUGCUCUACCUGUCAGCCAUCAGGAAAAUCCUGGCAACCAACGAAAAUGACCCAGACACGUGGCUGGUUUGCAACUUUUCAGUGGAUCAUGAUAAUGCUCUUCCCACAAACCGCUGUGUUCGUGCCAAAAUCAACGUUGCCAUGAUCUGCCAGACACUGGUCAGCCCACCAGAGGGUGAUAAAGAGAUAUGCAGAGAAAACCUCCUUUGUAAGAUCACCUAUGUUGCCAACGUAAACCCAGGAGGUUGGGCUCCAGCGUCGGUCCUUAGAGCUGUGGCCAAGAGGGAAUAUCCCAAGUUCCUGAAGCGCUUCACCUCAUAUGUGCAGGAGAAAACUGCUGGAAAGUCCAUCCUCUUCUGAGGAUUAAGAGGAUUAUAGGGGCAGAGGAUGCCCACAAGACAGACCGUUGUGAAACUACACAACCCAUUCUAUAUGCAGGACACCGCGCCAUCCAGAUCACCAGUUCCUGGAAGCUCUUCUGCCUCUAGAGGACAUUUAUGGCUUUAAUCCAUCAGCAGUUUUCAUCCCAGGCUCGUUAUUACAGCGUAACGCCACAUGUCAUGGCUACAUGUCUGUACAUUCAAGUUUCCUACGUGGUUCUUUGUUGUUGUUUUUUUCUAGUAAGCUGUUUUGUACAUUUCUUAUCAUUACAAUCUUCUUGACUUUUGGGGUUUGAUUUCUUUCCUAAUAAUAUUACAGCUGCUUUUUUGUUGCUGCUGAAGUAAGUACCACGAGAGAGGACAGUGGACACAGUAGAGGCGCUGGUGAGGUGUGGUACAGUAUCUCGUCUUUCUUGCCUUCUCCUGUCCCUUUUGUGAUGACUCUCUUUGAGGUUUGAUGGAGGGUCAGAGCCUAAAGCUUUGAAAUCUUUAUAUUUCUAGACUCUAAAGUAGUUUUCAGAGAGCACUAAGGACACAAUGUAUUGUACAGAUAAAAAAAGACUAGUUUUCAGUUAUGUAGUUUACCUAUGUGAGAAAUGUGAAAUGACUGUUAUAUGCUUGAAUUUGAUGACACCAAUGGGAAAAGGAAAUCUGAAGUAGGCGGUAAAGUCUUAUUAACUCGGCAUUGGACAAUACUUUGACACCGUUGAACUGAUAAUCACUAAUCCGAUGUCCUUGGCGUAGUGGACUGUAGACUGUAGAUGCUAAGUCGUGGUUUAUAAUCAGUGUGUAUCUGUCUUUAACCUUGAUGUCAAACACAGUUGCUGACAGAUGCGUGCGAAUGACCAGGCAUGUUGUCUGAUACAAAGAUUCCUCUCUUUGCUUGAGAGACGUGUGGAUACAUUUCAUGCACCCUCGGUUGUUUUCAGCAUUUUCAGCCCGUUGUGAGGCAGACCCGUUCAUUCGGGCUUUGUUAAUGAGUCCUGCUGCUACAUUGCAGGAUAGGAUGGAGCCGUUAGAAUGUUGUACCCCCCCCCCCCCCCCAACACUGCAUUUCAGACGCCACACUACAGGGCAGUGGCCUCCUGCCCCGUUGACUUGUUAUCUACCCUCAGAAUGCCUUAGACACCAGGAUGAACCUGACCGUCCUGGCUUUUGCUACUGUACAGCCACCAGAUGUGCAUUUAUCAACACUGAAACAAAGCGCAGAGGAGAGCGUCAGCAUUCCGUACCAUCCUAGUCCAGAUUGUGUUUAAUGCCAUCAGAGUUUUUGGGGGGGGUUGGGGUUUCCAAUUGGCACAUGUGGUUGAACUCGAACAAUUAUAUUUUCAGGCAAAGAGGUCAAAGAUUAGAAAGUACCUGGAUAAUUGUUUGCUUAUGACCACGAGAAUGCGUUUAGUGUUGUUAAUUUUGAUAUUUUGUCCGCAAUCUACAGACUUUGUAUAUUUCUAAGCUGUACAUCAGAAGUGUUGUUUGCACUAAAUGUAAUGCAAUUUGACAAUGUUCUGUAAAUUAAAAUUGUUACAUGGCAGAA
Betta splendens (Siamese fighting fish) is the source of this 4001-nucleotide messenger RNA. Its product is annotated as ceramide transfer protein-like. Bases 576 to 2447 code for a protein of 623 amino acids. The record is from RefSeq and is a predicted model, not a curated record. Gene Ontology annotation, biological process: ER to Golgi ceramide transport. The transcript is spliced from 18 exons. Gene Ontology annotation, cellular component: Golgi apparatus. Lineage: Eukaryota; Metazoa; Chordata; Actinopteri; Anabantiformes; Osphronemidae. Gene Ontology annotation, molecular function: phosphatidylinositol-4-phosphate binding.